UUCAUCGCUUGCCUUAGUUAUUUCAUGAUUUCCAGCGAAAAUGGAACCUCGAAUCACUGACCUUCAGAUCCAAUCUCGGGUUCAUGAAUUACUCGAUUUACCGGUUUGUACAAACCAGAUGUCCACUGCAAUCUACCAGUGUCCCAUCGGCCACACCAAAGAGGUCAACAAUGAGAACUCUAAGACGAAACCGUACAAUUGUCCACACUCUGGAUCCAAGUGUAGUGUCACAGGAGAUAUUCCAUGGCUGCUUUUGCAUCUAAGGAAUGAUCACAAUGUUGAUAUGCAUGAUGGCCGUAGUUUCAGUCAUAGAUAUGUUCAUCAUAAUCCUAAACAUCUUCAUCAUGCUACUUGGAUGUUAACGCUUCUGGAUUGCUUUGGUCGACAAUUCUGCUUAUACUUCGAAGCAUUCCACCUGAGGAGAACACCAAUGUACAUAGCCUUCGUGCAGUUUAUAGGAGAUGAAGAAGAAGCAAUGAACUUCAGUUAUAGUUUGGAGGUCGGUGGUAAUGGCAGAAAGCUGAAAUGGCAAGGCGUGCCAAGAAGCAUUCGUGACAGUCACAAGACGGUUCGUGAUAGUCAAGAUGGCUUGAUUAUAACUCGCAAAUUAGCUAUGUUCUUUUCUACAGAUAACACCAGCAACAAAGAACUGAAGUUGAAGGUUUCAGGUCGUGUAUGGAGAGAACAGUGACGAAUUCUACUGCCUGAUAUGUUUUGAAUUGGAUUACUCAUGUUGUUUAGAUAAUAACAAAAAAUAUCUUUUCUUGAUAUAAAAAUUAGAUAGCAAUUUAGAUGGAAAUGUGUAGCUAAACUGGUGAUUAUGCCUCAAUCCCCUUCACAAUUGAAGUCGAGAGGAAACAAAACAAUCACCACUUCGUUGCUUCACAAUUCAACUGACAAAAAAAAAAAAAAA
Molecule: messenger RNA, 913 nt
Organism: Capsella rubella
Lineage: Eukaryota; Viridiplantae; Streptophyta; Magnoliopsida; Brassicales; Brassicaceae
Product: probable inactive E3 ubiquitin-protein ligase SINAT6
Exons: 3
Coding region: 41-691 (216 amino acids)
Biological process (GO): ubiquitin-dependent protein catabolic process; multicellular organism development
Cellular component (GO): cytoplasm
Molecular function (GO): protein binding; ubiquitin protein ligase activity
Source: RefSeq, a predicted model, not a curated record